GUCCCACGGAAAGGCUUGGUUCCUUCAUCCCUGCAGCACUCUGCAGGAGUCAUCAGCAGCCUAGCCGAAAAUUAGCAGCCAUGGCCAGCAGAAGCUAAUUUAUUCAUCUCGGUCUGCGGUUAUUUUAUUCAGCCAGCUAGCACGAACGCGUCUUCUUUUUUAGCGCUGCCCAGAAACAAAGUUUUCGACCUAGCCAAUCUUCUCUGUUGGGCCAAUCUCAACGACUUCGUUGUCGGCACACCAGUGCGUAGGUAGCUGUGCCAUGGGAAAAGCUGUGGAAGUAGCGACGCAAGCACUGCAUGGAAUGUGCUUGUAGGGCGUCUUCCAAGCGGAGCUGUCUUUUUCGUCAGCAUGGGUUGCUGUGUGUCCAUUGACGAGGAGGUUGUACGACCGACUGCACCACGCAAGCCCGAGACUCCCAGAGGAGCGGUCAACCGACAAUCGACUGGUGAUCAUCCGGUCGGUUCCAUAGACGACAUUAUACGCUCUAGUGGCCCAAACCAGCAUCAGCGCGUUGCCUCGGGAGGAGGCAGCGGAACGUCCGUAGGAGAGAGCAGCAGAUCGAACGGCUCAGCAGCGUCCCGGAGAGUCGGCACGAGCGUCGGUCAUUCCGAGGGUCGCGUAGUAAUCAGCGUAGGGCAAUACGGCGGCAGCGGGACGACGGAACUGACCGUAGACGCAUCGUUAAGAGAAUUCUCGUUUCGGGAGCUGGAGACAGCCACGAAGCAUUUUCGAGACGAUGGAAAGCUUGGCGAGGGAGGAUUUGGGAGCGUUUAUCGAGGAACUAUCGAUGCGAAUUCGCCUGGAGGAGGGCAGAAAGUCGCCGUUAAGAUGCUGACGCUGGACGGAACACAGGGAGAACAGGAAUGGAUGGCAGAGGUACGGUACCUGGGAGAGCUUCGGCACCCGAACCUGGUGCAACUAGUAGGGUACUGUGCAGAGGACGUGCAGCGGCUGCUGGUGUACGAGUUCAUGGAGUAUGGCAGCCUCGAGAGAUACCUCUUCUCUCGCACCCGAGAUCCAUUGCCAUGGGACAUCCGCAUGAAGGUGGCGCUGCAUGCUGCUCGGGGUUUGGCGUUCCUGCAUGAGGAAGCGGAGCCGCAGGUCAUCUACCGGGACUUCAAGACCUCCAACAUCCUCGUUGACAGGGAGUUCAACGCCAAGUUGUCUGACUUUGGUUUGGCAAGAGAUGGGCCGCAGGGAGGCAACACUCAUGUGUCCACAAGAGUCAUGGGCACCUUUGGCUAUGCCGCUCCUGAAUACGUGCUCACUGGCCACCUGACAGCCAAGUCGGACAUCUACAGCUUCGGCGUGGUGCUCCUGGAGAUCAUCGCCGGCCGCCGCGCCAUGGAGGUGCAGCUCCCCAAAGCAGAACAGAACAUCAUCGACUGGGCGCGACCCUUUUUCCGCGACCGCUCACAGCUGCCCCGCCUCCUGGACAAGCGCAUCGUGGCUGCCGCUCAGGCCAAGCAGCAGGCCAUGCCGCUGGCUAAGGCGGUGGCCAAGGCGGCGGUGAUCGCGCAGUGCUGCGUGAAGGUGGAACCGAAAGAGAGGCCGGCCAUGUCCGAUGUUGUAAAGUCGCUGGACGCGGUUCUGAACAUGUCUGUGCCUGCUGCUGCUGCUUCUGGAGGGCCGUAGGUUGGACGCAACCAGAUUUUAGAAAGCACAGGGAUUAGCUGCUGAAGAUAAGUUUAUUGUAAUGGCUAAUGCUGGUGGUUGGUUGUGGUUGAAGAGGUUGUUGGAGAAGUUAUGAAGACUUAGGAAUUGAAGAGUUACCACAGGUGCAACUGUGAGGAGCAGCUUGAUGCUGAUUUGGAUGACUAGCGAGUGUGGUGGAUAGUGUGGUCCGGUAGUGUGAUCCAAUUGUGGGUCGCGUGUGCCAUGCUCUUUGUGAAUCAACAUGCAUGCGAAAUUACUGAACGUUUGCAUUUGCCUAGCCUUAAAAGUACAAU
This is a messenger RNA of Closterium sp. NIES-67, 1952 nucleotides long. Lineage: Eukaryota; Viridiplantae; Streptophyta; Zygnematophyceae; Desmidiales; Closteriaceae. The record is from the annotation of a GenBank genome assembly.